Nelumbo nucifera (sacred lotus) is the source of this 3008-nucleotide messenger RNA. RefSeq names its product ubiquitin-associated (UBA)/TS-N domain-containing protein / octicosapeptide/Phox/Bemp1 (PB1) domain-containing protein (gene NBR1). NCBI's taxonomy places the organism in Eukaryota, Viridiplantae, Streptophyta, Magnoliopsida, Proteales, Nelumbonaceae. Gene Ontology annotation, molecular function: protein binding; zinc ion binding. The record is from RefSeq and is a predicted model, not a curated record.
UCCUGCAGUUUCCUUUGGGAAGAAGGAAACCCGAAGAACGGAACUACUACUACUCCUAGUCUCUUCAUAUAUAAAUCAGAUAGAGAGGCCAACUGCGUGCGUUCGCCAUUGUGGAAAAGCGCGCAAAGCGGAUUACGGCUACGCUUUGGUUCCUGAUCUCCCGUUCCUAAGCUUAUAUCUCUCGCUAAUAAACCUUAAACAAUUCUUCUUACUUAGGGUUUAUGUUGCUGAUCUUCUUGAAUUGAAGUCACGCAGAGCUUCGACUUACAGUAACGCUCAUUUAACCGAUCCAAUACUUAUCAUACCUCAUGGCUGAAAUAGUGAUAAAGGUUAAAUAUGGUGAUACACUUAGACGAUUUAAUGUGGAUGUUCAUGAGAAUGGAUCCGUGGAUCUUGACAUGGAUAGACUAAGAGUAAAGAUCCUCUAUCUCUUCAAAUUUGCUCCUGAUACAGAUCUUACCCUGACAUAUAUUGAUGAGGACAAAGAUGUAGUAACACUAGUGGAUGAAGAUGAUCUGCUUGACGCAUUUAAGCAGUGCCUGAAUCCCCUGAGGAUAAAUGUAUUAUUGAACAGUAAUCGAGCUGGAAGAUCUGAAACAAGAUUAAGUGGAAGUUCUACUCCCAUGAGAACACCCCGUUCCCAAAGUUCCCACAGUCAUUCAUUGUCAUGCAUCAACUCUGGUGCUGCUGAUGUCUUGAAAUCUGUGCCAGAGCCUUUGCUUGAUGCAGUAUCAAAGCUCUCCCUUGAUUUGGCAUCAAAGGCUGUAUCCUCUAAUACAGUACUUGCUGAUAUUGUUGAGAACUUGUCUUAUUUAGGACUAUCUCACCUAGGCUCAGUUUCUCAGAACCAGACAAGUGCAGUGUCUCCUACACAAAGUAAGACUUCAGAAAACCCAGUGGAUCUCAAUGACAUCAAGGAUCCAAUGGUUUCAAAAGACACUAUAAUAAUACCAAAGACAUUGCCCAUUGCUAAGCCUGUUGAUUCAACUCAUUUGAGAAAUGAACAGGAGUCUGAUAGUGGUAAUAUCAGCAAAGGUGUCUCAGACUCGAGUCCUCCAACCACCUCCAUGGUUCAUAAUCUGGAUCUUCCAAGAGAUUCAGCUGUACCUGGAUGCCCUCCAGUGGAUGUCACUUCUGCUGGGGCUUUGGGGCACAGUGAUCUUUCAAGUGACAAUGGAAAGAACCUUCAAGAGGAAUGUGAUGAUAAUCAUAAGGGAAUUUCUGCUCCAACUUUGGAACAGCUCACCAAAUCUCCUGCUAAUCAUUUGGUGCAUCCUAAUCCUCGUUCUCAUCCAGUUUCUCAUACAUCCAUUCCACGUGUCCCCCAAUCUUAUUCCUUGGGGGAUUCUAGCGUCUUGGAUGAAGAUAACAGCAGGAGACUUGCUACCUGUACUGGACAUUCUUCAUCACAAGUUAGUUUCAAUCCUGUGAACAACUAUGGGCAGAUUGGAGCAGUAGAUGUCUCUGAUGUUUUCCCUCCUGGUGGGUACACCCGUUUUCCUCCAUUUAAAAGGGGCUAUGGUAAUUGUGAUAGCAUGGGAAGAAUAUUCCAUAAGGGUGUUAGGUGUGAUGGUUGCGGCAUCCAUCCAAUAACUGGCCCCCGAUUCAAGUCCAAAGUCAAAGAAGAUUAUGACCUCUGCAGUAUUUGCUUCUCAGAAAUGGGCAAUGAGGCUGAAUACAGAAGAAUUGAUCAUCCAAUAUCUUAUCGCUCAUCACGUUCAUUUAAGGAGUUUGCUGAUCCUUUUCACCAUUCCCGAUUUACCCCUUUACCACAUAUGCGAGGUUGUGGAGUGAAGCAAUAUCGAUCAAAAAUUGACAGUCGUUUCAUUCAAGAUGUAAAUGUCAUUGAUGGAACCAUGAUGGCCCCAGCAACUCCAUUUACCAAAAUAUGGAGAAUGCGCAACAAUGGUUCUAUUCCAUGGCCUCAUGGCACACAACUUGUGUGGAUUGGUGGAGACCAGCUCACUGAUAAAGGUUCUGUUUAUGUAGAGCAUAUUCCAUUGGAGGGCAUCUCUGUUGACAGGGAACUAGAUAUUGCAGUUGAUUUUACUACACCAGAACAACCCGGUCGGUACAUCUCAUACUGGAGGAUGGCAUUACCAUCUGGUCAAAAAUUUGGACAGCGUGUUUGGGUUCUUAUCCAGGUGGAUGCGUCUCUGCAGAACUCAUUUUCCGAGAGUUUCCAUGGCUUGAACUUGAACUUACCUGCUGAGAGCACUGAACCAAAACACCAUGAGAACAUAGAUGUGAAUGCGGAUCCUAUGGAUGGUUGUAAUCUAGGCUCUGGCAUCAUCUCUAAUGCAGAGGUGGAAUUAGUGAAACCAGUGUUUGACGAGAAUGCAAACAAGGACAGUCAAUUUCCCAUAAACGAUGACUUGAUUGUUGGUGGUGGUGCUUCAGCUUCUGUUCCUUCGGAAAUUCCUGCAUCAGUGUCAUAUCCCAUCAUAGAUUUAUCUAUUGGUCCAUCUGAUCCUGCACCUCUCAAGGGUAAAGAAGUCACGGAGGCUAACAUGGUUGAGCAAACCCUUCUCAAGGAGCUUGAAGAAAUGGGGUUCAAGCAGGCUGACUUGAACAAGGAAAUUCUGAGGAUGAAUGAUUACAACUUGGAGAAGUCUGUGGAUGACCUCUGCGGUGUUGCUGAGUGGUUUCCAAUCCUAGAGGAGCUGCAAGAGAUGGGAUUUCAUGACAAAGAAAUGAACAAGAAAUUACUGAUUAAGAAUGGUGGAAGUAUCAAACGGGUGGUACUGGACCUUAUUGCAGGGGGAAAAGCUUAAUGGAAGGUGCUUUUUUACUGUCAUGCUUGAAUGCCUUCAAGGAAAGAAGACUAUGAAACUAGUAUAUAUUACAUUUAAUUUUAAUGCGACCUGCCUGUAUUUAAAUACAGAUUAAGUUAUUAGCAGUUCUAGUAGUCCAUCAAUUUCCUCCUGUUAAAUGGGUACAUGGAAAGUGAAGUCUUAUAUUUUCUUGGGUACAUAUUUAAGCAAUGGGAUGUCAGGUUACUUCCUUUU